This is a messenger RNA of Melanotaenia boesemani (Boeseman's rainbowfish), 2749 nucleotides long. It is a transcript of the gene evlb, whose product is annotated as Enah/Vasp-like b. The record is from RefSeq and is a predicted model, not a curated record. Gene Ontology annotation, molecular function: actin binding; SH3 domain binding; profilin binding. Lineage: Eukaryota; Metazoa; Chordata; Actinopteri; Atheriniformes; Melanotaeniidae. Gene Ontology annotation, biological process: protein homotetramerization; actin polymerization or depolymerization; positive regulation of actin filament polymerization. Gene Ontology annotation, cellular component: cytoskeleton. Bases 645 to 1877 code for a protein of 410 amino acids. The transcript is spliced from 13 exons.
CACAGCACCGGGAAUCUCUAUCUCCAUCUCUCUAACCCCCCUUUCUUCUGUCUCUGAAGCGUAAAAACCAAGCGACUCUCAUUCCUCAGUCAGUCUUCUCUGUGUGUGACUGAGGAGUGUUCUUAGGUUUAAAUCCUGUCUUUUACCUACAUUUCAGAUUAAUCUUUCAUUUUUUUCAUAAAGUGGCAUCUCUAUCUGCUAAAGGAUGACUUGGUAACUCAAAACCAGGAUUUUUAAAAAUUCCCCCCCUCUUGAUUUGUCAAGAGGCAUCAUCUUUUUACUGGACUCAUCUUUGUUCUUGUGCUCACAGUUGCAGAGUGUACAAUAUCUGCUAGUGGGGAAAUAGGUUAGUGUGCCUGUUUUGAUGUUGGGCAGCAGAGGUGAUUGCAUGUUCACUGCACGGAGGAGAUGAAAAGGAGGGGGAUGCCUCUCUGGCGGUAGCAUCCUGUAACCCUGUGACCAUUGGCAGCGAAGGUAACUGGAAUGAUUCCACUCAGCUCCAACCUUUAGUGGGAGUGUCAGUGACUGAAUUCAGGAUAAACAAAGAGAAAAGUACCUGAGGAAGCAAAUACCGACAUCUACUUUGACUGUUUUUUGUGGUCACAGAACAGGGCUGACCUGUGCGCCUGUUUUGCUUGGACACCAUGGACAUCAACCUUCAGUCGCACCGAUUUUACUUUCCCCAAAUCUACUGUGCUGAACCCGGGGUGCAGCCACAGCUCGCUGAGUUUAAAGUCAGUGAGCAGAGUAUCUGCCAGGCUCGGGCCUCAGUCAUGGUCUACGAUGAUAGCAGUAAGAAGUGGGUGCCCAUCAAGCCUGGGCAGCAGGGAUUCAGUCGCAUUAACAUCUACCACAACACUGCCAACAACACCUUCAGAGUGGUGGGCGUCAAACUGCAGGACCAGCAGGUGGUUAUCAAUUACUCAAUAGUAAAGGGCCUCAAGUACAACCAAGCUACCCCGACCUUUCACCAGUGGAGGGACGCCAGGCAGGUCUAUGGCCUCAACUUUGCCAGCAAGGAAGAAGCCACCACCUUCUCCAAUGCUAUGCUCUUUGCUCUCAAUGUUCUCAGCGCUCAGGAUGGAGGUCCAGCUCUCCAGCGACAAGUCCAGAAUGGCCCAUCUUCGGAUGAGAUAGAAGCUCAAAGAGCAAGGCAAAUGAUGGAGCAGCAGCAGCAGCAGCAGCAGAUGCAGGCGCACAUGGAGCGGGAGCGGCGGUCCUCCAACUCAGGUUCUCCUUUCCAAGGCCACCCUGCUGUGCUCUCUGUGGCCCCACCAGUAGUACCUCCACCAGUAAACAUGGGUGGCCCUCCUCCCCCUCCACCGCCACCGGGCCCACCACCACCAUCAGCAGGAGCACCCCAGCCUCCCCUCCCUCCUCCGCUGCCCAUAGGAGGCCCGGGGGAUGAGCCACCUGCACCGACGGGUCUCGCCGCCAUGAUUGCUGGAGCCAAACUGCGUCGUGUCCAAAGACCUGAGGACAGCUCUUCAGGCGCCAAAAAUGAUGCCAACCGAACAAGUGGGGGGAGCGGAGGACUGAUGGAGGAGAUGAACGCUCUGUUGGCAAGAAGAAGGAAAGCAGCUUCAGAGAAGCCUGAGGACAGCCAAAAUGAUGACCCAAACUCUCCCUCGCCCAGCACUCGGAGUGGACAGAAUGCCACAGAUGGUGCAAAGAAGCCCUGGGACCGAGCUAACUCUGCAGACAGGUCAAUGGUUUCGAGGGCACGACCUGCAGGGAGUGGCAGUGACACAGACUCGUUAGACCUCGAUAGGAUGAAACAGGAAAUUUUGGACGAGGUUUUCCGUGAAUUGCACAAAGUGAAGGAUGAAAUCCUUGAUGCCCUUAGACAUGAACUCAGUCGAGUCAGCACGACAUAAUCUCAAAGAGCAACUCCGAGACAUGAACCACUUUUUUCAAACCAUUGCUCCUGCAGCUGCUGCUGUGGGCCUGAAGAAGAGGAGAAGUCAGGAACAGAGGCCCAGACUGUGACAUCUACUCAUCAUGUUUCUACUGCGGUGUUGAAGCAACGAUGCUCUAACACCUCAGACGUGUCUGUGUACUUUUAUUUGUUCGUUUGUUUCUAUUGAAAGACGUGAAUGAGGCACACUCUCGCACUGAUUACUCAGAUUUUAUUAACAUUUUUGUCUGUUUGUCAGCCUGAUCCUCCCCUCUGUCCUUUGCCCAAAAGAAAAUGAUAAAAUCCAAAUUAUUUUAAUAGUUUUCUUUUUUUCACUAAUUUCUUUAAAGUUUUUGGAAGUUUUCUUGUGAUUUGUUUUUGUUAUUAUCACUUUCAUUAUUAUUACUAUCAUUCUUAUUGUCUGUGUAACGUCAUGAAUUGUAAUAGUGUAGUAAUGGUGAAAUAAGGAAGUUAUGAUAAGAAUAUGAUAGUAAUGAUAAUGUUUUAUGAUAAUGUUUUAUUAUUGCACAUUAUUGUAAGUCACUUUUUUUGUAUUUUACAUUUGUUGCUUUGAUCGAGCUACAUUUGCAGGCACAUCCCAAAUUUUCUUUCUCAUCAUCUGACCUAAAAAAAAUUUUUAAAAGGUUUGUAUCUUUUUCUCCAACACGGUUAUGUGUGGAACCAUGGCAGAAAAAACAACAGAAAAACAAAUAUGAGCUUCAACUUGAAAUCAAGAGUGGAAUUGACUCCUUUGGAUAUUGCAACCCCAUAAAUUAAACUUAAAAAAAAGAAUAAAUAAUACACCAGAGUAUUUGUGAUCAUGUUGUUAAUAAAAAUGUUUAUUGGCUGCAA